UUUGAAAUUUUUUUAUAUUUCAUUUUUUUUUUGAGGAUAUGUUGAAAUUGAAACACUGAAUGUAGUUUUUUACCUGAAUAUGAGUGGAGUUUCUGACUUAGCAAUGUUUCGAUUUAAUUUUUGGCAAAAGCCCUUUCUCUCUCAUCAUGCUGCCGUUCUUGCAGCUUCGCAGAUUAAUGCGAUGGAGAAUUCAACAUAUCUACCAAAUCCACUGACAUCACCAGCUCUUAUGGUUCUGGCUUCGACUGCCGAGGGUCAUGAGGGAGGUCGCUUGCCCGCUCCCCCUCACCCAUACCCAACAAAUUCUGAUGGAAAGGAUAUGGUUUCACCGUAUGGAAAUCCUCCAUUCACCAUGUAUAGACCAGGGGAUCCAUUUCCCCCACCCAUGUAUUCCGGUGUACCUCCAUUUGUACGACCUGACCGAAACAUGGGAAUCAUGCCACCCGUAGCCACCAGUGCAUUUAGACCGGUCAGCACUGACUCGGAAAGUUCCUAUCACUCAGCAUUCGGACCGUCGGCCAAAAAACCUAAAAUAGAAACUGGGUCGGCUGAGGAGGAAGAGAGGGAGGUGGGGAGUCCCCGUUCGGCUGCCUCUGCCCACAUCAAGGAGGAGCGCCCCAAUAGCAUCAGCUCUACGACAAACUCCGAGGGCCUGUCGGACGGGGGAGAGUUUGACCGGGGAACACCUGACGAGGGGCGUAGUCUCAGAAAGCUAAGAAAGAGGAGUGCCUUAGAUGGGCAGACCCCAUGUUGUCCUAUCUGUGGACUGACCCUGAGGAGUGGGGAGGUGGACACCCACAUCGCUCUGGAGGUGGACAGACUGGAGAAAAUCAUGAGAAGUGGUAGAAGGUCAAGGGACACAACUCCACAGGGAAGAAAGACUUUAACUUCUCCAUCUGCCCACAGACAGAGGAAGGACUCCCCAUCUAUUGAGGCAGCAUCCCAGUCCAGAUAUGAUACAUACAUGCGAAUCAAGUGCAAUCGCCAAUCAAGACUUAGUGCUAGAAGUAGGAACCGUAAGAAACGUCCAGAUGAAACUGUUUGUCCUGUGUGUAAUGAAAGAGUUGUAGGGUCACCAGAGGAACUCAAUGCUCACGUGGAAAUCUGCCUAAAAAGGAAAUCGGAUGAGGAUGAGCCGGUGGAUGUAGAGGGAGAUGAGCAGUGUGAGGAGUACACCUGGGCGGGGCAGACCCGAAUCAGAGCCACAUCACUGUUACAGGGGGGCCUGGGAGGUUCUGGUUUCCAGACGUAUAGCAGUAAGCGACACAUGGACGAAGAUGUAGAUUUAGAUGUAGACGGUGAUGAUUCCAAACAGUACGGAGCACCUCAAUUUAGUGAGGCGGACAUAAUACCUUGCUCCUCUGAGGAACCUGGUGAGGACAAAGAGAGGGCGGCCCUCCGAGGAGCCAUACUGGGCUCCUCAUCCUGGACAGCUGAGGUAAAUACAGAUUAUCAAGUUGACUCGGACAGCCCAGAUGAGGGUGGACCAGACAUCUACACACAGAAUAGUGCAGAAACAUUCUCCGGUUCUGCAUCAGAGGUCAUUGCUGCAUUAAAACUAAAAAUCAAGGACCAAGAGAGAGCAGCAAAGAAGGAUAAAUCAAAAUGUCUUAUUUGUAUGGAACCAUACACAAACCCAUUGGCUUCCAUUCAGUGUUGGCAUGUGCAUUGUGAAAACUGCUGGCUAAAAACUUUAGGUGCAAAGAAGUUAUGUCCACAGUGCAAUAUGAUAACAGCAGCUCGGGACCUGAGAAGGAUUUAUCUAUGAGAAAGUUGGGCCCUGGAUAGAGAAAG
Messenger RNA from Saccostrea cuccullata (small rock oyster), 1794 nucleotides. RefSeq names its product E3 ubiquitin-protein ligase Rnf220-like. Gene Ontology annotation, biological process: protein ubiquitination. Lineage: Eukaryota; Metazoa; Mollusca; Bivalvia; Ostreida; Ostreidae. The transcript has 14 exons. The record is from RefSeq and is a predicted model, not a curated record. The coding region runs from base 80 to 1768 and encodes 562 amino acids. Gene Ontology annotation, molecular function: metal ion binding; ubiquitin protein ligase activity.